Molecule: messenger RNA, 1694 nt
Organism: Chenopodium quinoa (quinoa)
Lineage: Eukaryota; Viridiplantae; Streptophyta; Magnoliopsida; Caryophyllales; Amaranthaceae
Product: chaperone protein dnaJ 10-like
Exons: 10
Coding region: 386-1414 (342 amino acids)
Source: RefSeq, a predicted model, not a curated record
UCGUCAAAAAAUGGGACGUCACCACAUUAGUUGGACAAAGAUAUUAUUGAUUGAAUAUCAUCUGGCCUUAUCGACACCCUCAUACCACCAAAAUUAUUCGUCCAGCAUGGCACUAUCUGAUGUAUCCCCUCAAAAAAAAAAAAAAAAAAAUCUGUAUCUGAUUACACCAAAACAUCGUCGUUUCCUCGUACAUUCCAAAUUAAUAAAAAAAAAAAAAGAACAAUUAAGAUUGGAUUUUACUUUGCAAUUCUCAGAAUUAUAAUCAGAUCUAUCAUACGUGCAGGGAAGCUCAAGAACAGAUCGCAUUAAUUUCACAUUUAUUCAUCCUUAAUUUUCACUCUAUACAAUAUUUGGUGCAUUUGAAUUUCUGAGAAUUCAGUAGAAAAUGGUGAAGGAAACUGGGUAUUAUGAUUUACUAGGAGUUGGGAUUGAGGCUACGCCAACAGAGAUUAAGAAGGCUUACUAUGUUCAGGCAAGACUUGUCCACCCUGAUAAAAAUCCCGGAGAUCCACAAGCUGCCCGGAAGUUUCAGGAACUUGGUGAGGCUUAUCAAGUACUAAGUGAUCCUGAGAAACGUGAGGCAUAUGAUAAGUAUGGAAAGUCAGGUGUACCACAGGAUGCCAUGGUAGAUCCAGCGGCAGUAUUUGGGAUGCUUUUUGGAAGUGACUUUUUCGAAGAUUAUAUUGGCCAACUUGCGUUGGCAUCUGUAGCAUCUGUUGAGUUAGAAGAGGAUCCCCAGAUUCCUGCUGAACUCAGGCGGCAGAAAGUUCAGGAAAAGCUGAAGACAAUGCAACAAGAAAGGCAAGAAAAACUCAUAGUGACCCUAAAAGACCGUCUUCAACCAUAUGUAGAUGGUCGCAUUGAUGAGUUUGUGGAUUGGGCUAAAUCAGAAGCAUCUAAUCUCUCAAAAGCUGUGUUUGGUGAGGCCAUGCUACACACAAUUGGUUAUAUAUAUACAAGACAAGCUGCCAAAGAAAUCGGAAAGGAUAAAAAGUUCUUCAAAGUACCCUAUAUAGCAGAAUGGGUUCGGGACAAAGGACACCAGAUAAAGUCACAGGUGAUGGCAGCUUCAGGAGCUGUGUCAUUAAUUCAAAUACAAGAAGAUUUGAAGCGGCUGAGUCAAGGAGAAAACAAGGAAGAGAACAUGAUGAAAGCCAUGGAAGAGAAGAACGAUGCUAUGCUUAAUUCCCUUUGGCAGCUCAAUGUUAUUGAUAUAGAGACAACCUUGUCACGUGUCUGCCAAGCAGUUCUAAGGGAUACUACUGUUUCAAAGGAUGUUCUCAAGUCGCGUGCUAAGGCAUUGAAGAAACUGGGAACAAUUUUUCAAGGCGCUAAGGCUCCUUACAAGAGAGAGAACAGUCUCCGGAGUGAAGUGCCCCCCCAAGCGGACACAUCAGGGUCAAUUCAAUCUUGAAUUUUGAAUCUCAAUCGACACUUCCUCUUUGUUGUGUAUGUAUUUAGCAUAUUGAUUAUGUGCUUUUCAUUUAUUUGGCUCAACCUAGUCGCUGUACACAAACCACUAGACUUGAUUCUUUGCUACUGUUGUAUUGUAAAUUAUUUGCCUUCAAUCUGGUGUUCAUUAUCACCUUAGAACUCUUGCAUUAGUGGAUGAAAUGCUAUGAUGAGAUGGUUUUGCUUAAUAAUGUGAUUUGCUUGUUGCUAAUUCCCGUGGUCGGAGUUGGUUUGGUUAUCUU